UAUCGAUCUUUAAGUCUCGAAUAUCGUGAUUUGAGUAUCGACGUUGAGCAGCUGAGUUCGUGUAUUCCACAGAUGGAAUUGUAUGUCAAGGAGAGGAUUGAUACAGAGAAAUGAGAUACAACAAACGUGUAAAUCAAGAUAUUACCUAAAGAAGACGCGGAAAAACAUAACUGGAUAGAAUUUCUGCAGGCUGAACCAUAACAUAGCCAGAGGUUUCUCACUGUGUUUAUGAUCGACGUUAAUAAUAGACGACACAAGAGAAUUAGUAAAAAUGCACCGUUCUAAAUCGACCAAGAAAAAAUUCUCCCCAUCAAAACCAGUAAAACGUCAAACGAACACUGUUCCUAAAUAAUUUUUUAUUCAUUCUAUCAUUUUUUACACCGAAAAUGGCUUCGUCAACAAAGAGAUCCUGGAAAUUACAGGAUUUUGCUGCUCAUGCAUCAAACGUCAACUGUCUAGCGUUGGGUCACAAAUCUGGUCGAGUUUUAGUUACCGGCGGUGAUGAUCGUAAAGUCAACUUAUGGGCCGUUGGAAAGCACAACUGUAUUAUGAGCCUGAGUGGACAUGCGACAGCAAUAGAAUGUGUUCGUUUCGGUCAAACGGAAGACUUAGUUUGCGCUGGAUCACAGACUGGUGUGCUGAAAAUUUGGGAUCUAGAGCAUGCAAAGCUUGCCAGAACUCUGACGGGGCAUGGAAAUGGUAUUAGAUGCAUGGAUUUUCACCCCUAUGGAGAAUUAUUAACGUCAGGAAGUCUGGACAAGGCAAUAAAGCUGUGGGAUAUGAGAAGAAAGGGCUGUAUAUUUACUUACAAAGGCCAUACAGAUACUGUCAAUAGCUUAAAAUUUAGUCCAGACGGACAGUGGAUAGCCAGUGCUGGAGCAGAAGGCAAAGUCAAGCUCUGGGACCUGAGAGCAGGAAAGCAAUUGAGAGAGUUUUCCGAACACAAAGGCUCGGUAACAACUGUUGAAUUCCAUCCUCAUGAAUUUCUUUUAGCCAGUGGCAGUACGGAUCGCACUGUCCAUUUCUGGGAUUUAGAAUCAUUUCAAUUAGUCUCUUCCACGGAACAAUCGCAGUCCACCGCAAUAAGGAGUCUCUACUUUAGUCAAGGCGGAGAGUGUCUUUUUGCUGGUAGUCAGGAUAUUUUGAAGGUCUAUGGGUGGGAACCAACACGAACACUUGACUCGGUACCAACAGGUUGGGGAAAGGUUCAAGAUAUAGCUGUUGCACAAAAUCAAUUGAUUGGAGCUUCUUUUCACAUAGCAAAUGUUGUCCUGUUUGUUUGCGAUUUAAAAAAAGUUGCCCCAUUCGGAGGCACCCCUACACCUGGGUCACCCUUUAGUCACGGCAACUCGUUGAGGAAAAGUUUUUCCAAAGAGAGACCUCCCGAAUUGAAGAAGCACAAAUUAGACGUUAAAACAAUAGAGGAAGCGGAUAAAUCUGGUACAGAUCCUGAGGAUGAAGUGAUGCUAGCUGAAAUACCGAAUGUCACAGAUUACAGAGAUGUCUUUCAACCAAACAGGUCUUUAUCUCGCACACCUCCCCCUGAACUAGAAGCUUUUGUCGAACCUGAAGAGUUGGAUCCUACACAGCCGCAAAUACUUCAAACACUGUCAACAUCUUUGUCAAAUUUGAAUACAAAUGAGUUAGACGAAGAGCCACCAUCAAUAAUGAAGCCAGUACCAGUGCGUGUUCAUCCCAUAAAAUCCUCGCCACCAGUCCAGCGUAACUUGAUAACUUCUACAAGCCAAAUAAGAGCAAAUCUCCAGGCAAACAAUGCAAGCAAAAACUCUAGAAAUAUAUCAACAAUCCCGCCACUUCGGCAAAGUAUUACGCCAUUGCUUGGCAAGAAAAAUGUUGGAAAUCAACCCUUAGGACCUCAGAGAUCAAACUCAACGUUGACUCCUCGAGUCGCUCCUAUGGCUGCCAUAUCUCCGGUAAUGGAUGACGGUAAAAUUAAAAGUCGAGCGCCUAGCCCAGAUUCUCCGAAACAUUGUCUGAAGAGACAGAGCAGUUGUAAAGAGAGAGAACAGGGCUAUGAAAGUGAUUAUCCAAUUCAGAUAAACAACAUCAAACAUAGUCCAUCCGAUCCUGCUUUGAAUCGGCCAAACACUGCUCAAUCACGAUCAACAUCGUUAAACAGAAAUUUUUCUAGUUCAACUCCUUUAUCAGCUCGAAAUGCAGUGAAAAAGCAAAAUAAAGCUCAAAUCCAACCUAAUGUAAAGGUUGAAAUAAGGGUACCACAACUAAGGCCAGCAGUGGAAGAAAAGGUCAAAGAUGAAUUUGUUCCAAUGAUCUCUGACAAACCGAGCGGCCUUGAUAUGGAUGAAUUUUUACCGAAUAGCUAUGGUGGCAGGGCAUUGGGUUACUCCCAAUUAGGCGUCCUCCCAGAAAUGUCAGAAGCUGAAGUACUGAACAGUAUGAUGCGCGGCUAUGAGUCCAUGAUGGCAGUACUUAACAGUCGUCAUAGAUCUCUGCAAAUCAUUUACUCGUUAUGGCACAGCAAAGACCUCAAGGCAGCGGUUGACUCGGCAGUAGCAAUGAACGAUUUGGCCGUUAUAGUCGACCUUUUAGGAGUUAUUACCCUUAAACCAACCAUUUGGAAUUUAGACCUAUGUAAUUCUUUGCUUACCUCCAUCUGCGAUCUACUUCAAAGUAAAUACGAAAUGUACGUAUCAGUGGGCUGCACGGCUCUCAGGUUAAUACUUCGUAAUUUCUCACCUGUAAUCAAGUCAAACGUCCAAGCUCCGUUACAUACGAUCGGUGUCGACGUUUCUCGCGAGGAAAGGUACCACAAGUGCGUGUCCUGUUACGAAAAAUUAAUGUCGGUGAGAUCGGUUUUACUUACAAAGCAAAAUAUGCCUGGGAAAAUUGGCACGACAUUUCGAGAGCUAAGUAACCUGAUGCAGGCUCUUGAGUGAAUUGAAAUUUUGUGUAUUGUCAAUUAUUGAAAUAUUUUCGACCACCGACAAUGUGCAAUUUUAAAAAAAUUAAAGGUGAAGAAAAACAUUUGUCCACAAUCAUUAUAUUGUUUCAGUGAAAUUCGAGGUAAUAAAAAUAAAAUUUCAGUGUUCGAACGAUGACGAUUGUGAUCAUGUGCUUAAUACUAGUGAGUGAAUAAACGAAUGACACAAAUUUGAAUACAAAAAGGAAUUGAUAAUAAUUGAAAAAGAGUAAAGAAAAAAAAACUUUUACUCGCAGUAUAUAUUGUGGAUUCAAUAACAAUUUAAUAAUAGAUGAUCAAGUGAUAAUUGACGAGGCGUAUGAGAUAUUUACUUAAAAAAAAGUGUUGGCCUCGACACACUCGGUGAUGUCACACCGUUGCAGAUUGAGGACCGAUAUAAUUAUGCGUACAAUUAAUGAUUAAAUAAAUUUCGGACUGGAAUGAGGGCGGGGGUGGGGGUAGGGGGCAGAAUUAUGGAAAUGAUAUUUGGUCUUAUACUUAUUUAAUUGAAAUUUUUUUUUAUUGCAUAUGGUUACAGGGAUUUUAAACUUUACAUGUUCUACAUUUAUUUCUGUUGUAACCUAACAAGAAUAAUAUUCAAAGAUCGAGCUUAUUUGAAUUUAUGCAUGUUGAAGCUUCUGAUCGAAAUGAUUUUUUUUCGGACGGCAUGAAAAUCUUCGAAAUCGAGGUGAUUUUUAAAUAUAUUUAUACAAGUUUUAAACCACAAGCAUUGUAGCCUCGCAAUGAAAUGUGUUGAGAAAAAAAGUUUUGUAUAGAACAAAUUUCAUGCAAAAUUCCUGCUUUCACACAUAUUUUUCAUGUUUUAAGUAUAUCAAGAACCAUAAAAAUGGGUUUAAUAAAAUUUAUACAAUUCUGAACUUUCGGCUUCGACGGUUCAUUGUUUUUGGUUUUUCUUGCUGGCUGAAACUUUCAAAGCUUCAAAUAAACGUACUAUUAACUAAACUUGACCAAAUAACUGCGUUAAUGUGCAUUUUUUUUUCUUGUUAAAAAUUUGCCAGUACGUCGUUUAGGAAAAACAUUGUGGUUCGCAGCUAUUGGUGAAGUUCGAUUUGCCUCCGUUAGAUAUACGAUCAUAGUUUGUAUCAUGUUUGAAAAUCAUUUCAAACUUUAGGGGUAGAGUGAUUUUAUUACGCUUUAGAAUAACGUCCCUGUGAAAAUUUGCAUGCACGCCAUAUAAUAUCUUUCGCUAACAAAAGAAAAAGGAAAACAUAAAACUCGUACAAAUUGUCAUCGCAUGUGCAGGGUGAUUAUAAUAAUUAAAGUUAACGUAUUUAGAAUUCAAUAACUUGACGAGUUUCCGUCAAAAAAAUAUCUUUACUCGGGGAUGAGUUUUAUUUCG
Messenger RNA from Diprion similis, 4301 nucleotides. RefSeq names its product katanin p80 WD40 repeat-containing subunit B1 (gene kat80). The transcript is spliced from 15 exons. The record is from RefSeq and is a predicted model, not a curated record. Lineage: Eukaryota; Metazoa; Arthropoda; Insecta; Hymenoptera; Diprionidae. Gene Ontology annotation, molecular function: microtubule binding. Gene Ontology annotation, biological process: microtubule severing; microtubule depolymerization. The coding region runs from base 387 to 2918 and encodes 843 amino acids. Gene Ontology annotation, cellular component: katanin complex.